AAUUAAUUAGUCCAUAGGCCAGGAUUUUGUACCAAGUUUUUUUGUAAAUAUUUCAAAGCCAAACUAAUUUAAGCAACCCAACCAACCAAAAACCAAAAACCAUCCUUCCUAACUCACCUCGCCGCACUGACUGAUAUUUAGUGAUAUUGAAUAGACGCCAUUUUCAAUUCUGUUGGUUGGUUAGUUGUUAAAAUUCUACCAGUGAAUACAAUUCGAAUUUUACGGCUGAUUGUUGUUGAUUACUAAUGCAUUUUUAGCAGUGUGUUGUGUUAUUAAACUUUUAUGGAUCCCAUUCUGGGCUGGUUUCAGCCAGAACAAGAAGGACCUGCCAAAGAUCUUUGGUCCAGAAUUUGGGACGCCCAUACAGGGCUAGAUAAUUUAAAAAUAGGGAGUGGGAACGAAGUUAGUAGAGGUCAGGAUUUAAUUACAUUUGAUAAUGUAGGAAGUAAUGAUUGUGGAGUGAAACGUGCGCAGACAAACAAUUUGAAUAACAAUAAUUCUGUCUCAGUCAACAGGGCAAGCACUUACGCCAUGAAUAAGAAUCGAGCUACCUUGAUAGGAGUUCAUGGUGGUAACCCUUGGCGGACGCCCAACCGUGUCUACGACUGCAGAGGGAUCAUCGGACUCCAUCAAGAAAUAGAAGAGUUUUAUCAAUACAUGACCCCAACUGAAGAGGAACACCAAAUGCGCCUCGGUGUUGUGAAAAAAAUUAAAGAUAUAAUUCAUCAGCUUUGGCCGAAAGCAGUAGUAGAAGUCUUUGGUAGUUUUGCUACCGGCCUUUAUCUACCUACAAGUGAUAUUGACCUUGUUGUGAUCGGUUCUUGGACCCAGCUGCCUCUUCAUACACUGGAGAACGCUUUACUGGACUCGAAAAUAAGCAAAACAGGCCAAGUCAGAGUCCUUGACAAGGCAUCUGUUCCUAUUAUCAAGCUGACGGACCAGGUGUGUGAUGUCAAGGUGGACAUUAGUUUUAACAUGAAUAAUGGUGUUAAGUCUGCUCAGCUGAUAAAGGAGUACCGCAACAGAUACCCAGUCCUGGCCAAGCUGGUGCUAGUGCUAAAACAGUUCCUCUUGCAGCGUAACCUCAACGAGGUCUUCACUGGUGGCAUCUCCUCAUACAGUCUAAUACUGAUGACUAUCAGUUUCUUACAGUUACAUCCGCGACAAGGAACUGAAUCAUAUGGAGCCAAUCUGGGAGUCCUGCUGAUAGAGUUCUUUGAACUUUAUGGCCGAAAAUUCAAUUACAUGAAUACAGCCAUUAGAGUGAAAGACGGAGGAACCUAUAUUGCCAAAGAAGAGGUCCAAAAAGACAUGAUUGAUGGACACCGCCCAUCAAUGUUGUGUAUAGAAGACCCCCUCACUCCUGGCAAUGACAUCGGCCGUGGAUCAUAUGGAGCUUUGCAGGUUAAGAACGCUUUUGAGUAUGCUUACCUCGCUCUUCAAACAGCUGUAAAUCCUUCAAAUCCUACGGCGGGUGAUGCAAACGUAACAAGCAUUUUGGCCAGAGUUGUCAUGGUGACUGAUGAAGUGAUCAACUACAGAAGGUGGAUCAAAGAGAAAUACCCAGUGAUCAAAUCCAACAACCGUAUAACUAUGAGCAUAUCCAGUGGUAGCAGUGAGGGAUCUGUUUCUUCUUUUGCUUCUAGUGACUCAGACUCAGAAUGUGGUGAUGCAAAACAGAAAAUGGUCAACUACCAGGUGACCAACUCAUGGAGACAACAACCUCGAAACACGUCUCCUCAAUUGGGUCACAACCGGAAUCAACAUCAUCAACACCACCAUCACCACAACCACCACCACCACAACUUCCCUCCGCAGCGGCGCAACCAAGUGCCACCGCCACCACAGCCACCCACCACCCCGACCACUCCAGCCCAUCAACCUUUGCCUCAGUCAAAGACCAACAAUAACAGUAAACAUUUUACGAAUCAAAAUGGGUUCCAUCGGACAUUUAGUAACAACCGUAAACGGACCCUUAGCAAACAGAGGCUCAAAAACGAAAUCAUCAGCCAACAACGAUAUUUUCCACACUUACCCUAUCCAAGAGUUCCUCCGUUUAUUUUGGCAGGACCUGUUACAUUCAAGCCGAUUCCUUCCAAUAACCAUUUUUUUAACGACUUCUUGGUCACUGCUUGGUGACUAACAUAAAUUUAUUUGUUUCUUUUUAUUCUACACUAUCUCUUACACAAUAUUUUUAUUCUUCACAAUAUUCACAAACAUUAAAUUGUGAUAUGAACUCAUAGACUUUGGCAAUAAACUUGCAAUUUUCAACGCCAAGUGAAAAUGUUCCAAAAUAGAUGUUAAAAAUGUAACUAGUCAUAUUUUGAGAAUUUAUGUACAAAUUAUUGUAUUGUAAUUAGAAUUUCUUGUGUACAAAUUAUUUUGUUAUUUUCUUUGUUCCGGAGUAGGGAAUAGUUUCAUUUUUAUACCUACAUUUUUGUUUUUUAAACUGGUUAAGUCAAAAUUUUUACUAUAAGUGUAUUAUGACUUUCAGACAAAUGUAUACUUAUACAUUCUCUUAUAUAUUAUACUGAAAAUACAACAUUUUUGUAUCACUGGUCCAUUGGUCUGUUUAUCUGUAUUUGUGGUAUUGAUGCUUAUAGUAAAUUCAGUAUAAACAAAAAUUUAAAGACUUCAAAUUAAGUUUUUUGUUUGGUGUUGAAAUAAAUCUGACCGCGUCUGAGUAGGCACACAAAUCAAUAUUACUGUACUUAAAACCUUUUAAGUUGCAUUUAUUCAAUUCAUCUGGAAGAAAAUAACUUGUAAAUAAAUGUAAAUAUGUGUUAUAGUUUGUAAAUACUAAUUUAUUUUAAUAAUUCCUUUUAAUUUGUUUUUGCUCAUUUUCAACCGCAAAAGGAAUUAUGUAAAAAUUCAUGUUAUUGGGGUAUUUAUGAAACUAUUAUUUAAAUACCUUUUGAUUUUGUCUCAUCCUCAUGGUAUUGUACAAUAAUGGAUUUUACUUUUAUAUAUCUAUGUAAAAUACGGCUUUAUUACUCUAUUAUUACAAUGAAUUUCACACGGUAUUUCAUAUUGUCAAUAAUCUUAACUAUUUUGUAAAAUUGGUUUCUUCUUGUAAAUAACUGUUAUUUAUAAUAUUAAAAAAAGGUAAAAAAUGAAAAACUCAACAAAA
Macrosteles quadrilineatus (aster leafhopper) is the source of this 3130-nucleotide messenger RNA. RefSeq names its product non-canonical poly(A) RNA polymerase protein Trf4-1-like. The transcript is spliced from 10 exons. Lineage: Eukaryota; Metazoa; Arthropoda; Insecta; Hemiptera; Cicadellidae. Gene Ontology annotation, molecular function: mRNA binding; poly(A) RNA polymerase activity. The record is from RefSeq and is a predicted model, not a curated record. Gene Ontology annotation, cellular component: nucleolus; TRAMP complex. Bases 283 to 2139 code for a protein of 618 amino acids. Gene Ontology annotation, biological process: RNA 3'-end processing.